Mesocestoides corti is the source of this 660-nucleotide messenger RNA. NCBI's taxonomy places the organism in Eukaryota, Metazoa, Platyhelminthes, Cestoda, Cyclophyllidea, Mesocestoididae. The record is from the annotation of a GenBank genome assembly.
CUAUCACACAUUCCCGAAGUGAUACACGCGCCAUUGCGGUUGACCGAAAAGCACAGAACCCAAUCCGCUUACAGAGAAUCCCAAGGUCGAAACCCCAUUGGCUGUCGCGAUGAAUGCUAUCCUCGCGGUUAUAUAGAGUGGCGUCAGUGGACGAGGCGGCACCAAAACCCGAGGGGACGUGAAGUUAUGGCUGCUACAAUUCCCGAGAUGGCUUGUACAGCCUCUUUCGGUCCAAUGUCGGAAAACAACCAUCCAGCACAGGGCCAGAGGAGUCAUUCAGUCGUGAGCAUCGCACUGUUGAAUGAAAACGGUGAAAACGACACUUUGGAAAUCGAUGAAGCAGAUGACGUCCUAGAGGACUCAACGGAUUCACAAAUGGAUGAGUGCAGCUCUCCAAUCGCCGACGACGUUCGAGUUCGUCGACUAUCCAUCGCCGACCGCGUCAACAAACGACGAAAUACUGAAUUUGCAUUCGAAUUCGCCCGCCUCGCGGCAGCUGGCCGCGCUGAGGAGUUUUUCCGGCUGCUUGACGAGCAUUCACGUCUCGUCCACUCGGUCCAGUUUUGGUCCACAGCUGUAGCAAUGCAAGACAAUGCACAGAAUUUCGCAAUGAAAUUGCAACUGGAUACCCACCAACAAACUCAGACAGAGAAACAGUGA